GCAUGCUUUUUUUGGUUCCUAAAAAAACCCCAAAAAACAAAACUCUCAGCUAUAAGUUGUUUCUACAUCUACUUUGUUGUAAUGGGAAAAAAUUCUUUAUAGACAUUUCUGCAAGUGGUGACUGGAAGAUUCUAGUGUCUCACUGAACUCCAAGAGCUGGGGUGCAUCUAUGACCGACUUCCCCUGCAUGUGCUCUGACCAAUCAGAAGUAAAAAUAUACAUUACUUAAAAAACCAAAAAUCCUAAAGCAGCCAUUCUUUCAAACUUCAGUUACUUCCUAGAGUAUUCUGCAUUCAAGCUUCCAUUAAAAAAUGAACAUUUCUUAGUAAGAAAAAGAGUACUGCUCUAUCUGAAAUGUACUUGCAAUUUGAAAGGUUCUGCUUUAAAAGAAAUAAAGCAUCUACUUCAGCAGUUUAGGAUAUAGAAUGGAAGGAUGAUGAAUAACUAGCAACACUUAAAAAUGUAUUUAAAGCAAGCACAUCGAGUUUGAAUUGAGAAAAGCAUUAUUUGUAUUCCCAUGGUGUUAAAGGAUUUUAAUGGAGAAAUUUAUCAGAGAGAGAGGUUCAGCAGUUCUUGGCAUAUGCCAUGUAAAAGCUACUUGCAGUCAAGGUCCCUCUGAACAGCCAAUGCUAAUUUUGUUAAUGUUAAAGUAGCUUUGUUGAACAUAUUGUAGUGUUUUUUUGGGUUAUUAGAUUAGAAAUUUAAAAUUAAUGAAUACUAAUCCCAUUUUUGGCACUGGAAACCUAUGGGUUUUUUGGAUGCCAUUUGAUGCCUCUGCCUUACUUGUUAAGUGGCAAUACUAGUGUUUGCUUAUCUCAGAGGUGUCUAGAAGGUGACCUCCCAGAUAGUAUUUUUUUGUUAUUGUUAUUAGAAUUGUUUUUUGAGGUAUUCUGUCAUUUUAAUGACAGUUCCCAGGCUUGACCAGAAGUGCCAUUCAACAUUUUUUGCCUUAUUCCACAGAAGUGUAAACAUUCUGCAACAGUCUUUCUUCUGGUCACAACAGAUAAAAAGACAAAAAAGGAGAAGUGAAAAUAGAUCUCCUUUUCAUUCGGACCCUUAACAGAAAACAAGUGAACAUCUUUCUUUCUGCCCAGUUCAGUGUGAAUUUGUAUGCUGAUGGGGGACUCUCCUUUAUGGCUUGUUCAAGCUCUGGCUUGUUCAGAGCACAGAUUUGUUCCUAAUAUGUUAAAGGGAAGGUUUGCCAUUGAGUAAUGGGAAAUCAGAAAAAAAUCAGGAAAGAAUUUCAAAGUGAUUUUUGUGCCUUUCAGCUAACUAAUUUUUACAACAGUGUGUGGUUGGAAGAAUUCAAUGAUAUGGCCACAGUUGUCUCAGUUUUGCUAUGAGUCUUUGCUGAGCAAUUAUAUAUGUUUAGAUAACAUUUACUUUUAUGGUAAAGCAGUGUGAAGGUAAUUAGCACUAAACAUCUCCAGUGGUGCUAUGGUAGAGUCAUAUUAUUUGCAUAGAUCUUUUUUCCAAUAAUUUUAAGCAGAUAGAUUGACUAAGCUUAUAAACAGAACAGGGAAAAGUGUAAAAAAUAAAAAGGAAGUGAGCAUUACUAAUUCCUCUUUAUCACUAUUCCUGUUUUAAAUGGUGUUUCUGUAAAAAGCAUAUUCAAAGGUAAUAUGACUACUUUGGGGGGGUACAGUAUUUAAUAAUUAAGAAUUCAUGAUGUUAAUGCAGGCACCUUGAAAGAAUCUGGUGAGAAACAUAAAGGAUACGUUGAAAUUCCUAGCCUGUCAGAAGAAAAUGAGGUGGAUGAUAUAGAGAUAAAUAUAAGCAAAAAGAAAGGAGAGGGAGAUGUGCUAAAGGAUCUUAUGAAAACUGAAGGAACUGUGAAAGUAAGAGAGGCACUCAAGGAGUAUCUGAAAGCUCUUAAAACAGAUUUUACCCUAGGAAUGAUCUUGCCAACCAAAACUACAGUUGGCCAAGAACUGGCAGUUGAAAGAAAACUGGAUGGGAGUACUGUUCAGUUUGUUUUACAGGAUUCUGUUUCGCCAAUUGGCAUAAAAAUUCCAACUGUCAAAAUUCUUAUGAAAGAGAUGUUUGCCUCUUCAGCAGAGGAGCUUUAUAGCAUCUUUACAACUAAGGAGCUGGUGCAGAAGUUUUCUAAAUGCCCCGCUUUGAUUGAUGCAGAAAAAGGAGGAAAACUUCAGCUCUUUAAUGGUUGUGUUACUGGUGAAUAUGUGGAACUGUUACCCUCUCAAAGGAUUGUCAUGAAAUGGAGAUGCAGGAACUGGCCUGAUGAACAUUAUGCAACUGUUGCUUUGAAUUUCAAGGAUAUGGCAACUCAGACUGAAUUGCAGUUAGAAUUAAAAGGAGUCCCUGUCUGUAAUGAAGGUGAUACAAGGCAAUGUUGGCAGAAGCAAUAUUUUGAAGAAAUACAUAUUUUACUGCAGCAGUCUGAAGUAAAUACUAAAUGAUAUUAGUGCUGCAGCUGUAUUAGGGCAUUAUGUUUCUAAAGCUUUAAUUUUUUUUGUUCUUUCCCCAUUUUUUAAAAAUAUUUAUGAGAGAUGAAUAAAGACAGACCUGCAUCUGUGAUACUGUAUAUGAUUUUCCAUCUAUGGAUCCUUUGUGAAUGUGAUGUCUUUUAAUUAGGAUUACAAAUUUACAGAGUUUUGAGAACUGAUCAUUGUUCUGUUUAUCUACAAUUUAACAGCUUUGGGGAGCGUGAGUAUGACUCAGCUGCAGUAGACUUUGUGGUACCACAUCACAUGUGCAAACCAACCCAAUAGUUACUAUCUAUGGCUUGCUUCUAGACCAUGUAGGUUAGACCAAAUAAGUGAUGUGUAUUCUUAAAAAUUUCCCAGUAUGAAAUGUACUGCUCAUUAAGAAGUGAACUGGAAGGGCUUUUAAAACAGACCCAUGCACUGUUUGAUCUUAGAGGAGAGUUUGUGGUAAAGUGAAAUGCAGCACUAUUUCUUUAAACAGUCGGAGGGAAAAACUGAGCUACAGACUUUUGCAAGUGACCUCAUAGCUAUGUACAAUAUUGAUGUAUAUUUACUGUAUUUCUUACCAUGGUAUCUUAAGGCUGAUAAGAUAAUGCAGGCCAACAGUUAUGCUAUUAGAAUGCUCUUCUUUGAUUUGUUUUCCUUAGGUGGUAUUUGAUGUCUUUUGCUUUAUCAAAGAAACCAGGGUGGCUGAAUGUGAUGUUUUAACUUCUGUAUCUUAAUGAGUCUUGAGGAUUAAAUCAGAUGCAAUGGAUCUGUAGUUGUGCUCCACUGCUACACUUUUUAAAAUGGAAGACAGAAAACUGAGUUUCUGUGGUGGGAUAGGUAGGCUGAGUAUUGUUUGGUUUCCUUCCUCCUCUCUUUAAAAAUGGACAAAAGAAGUAGGAAUGGAUCAAUGUCCCAGGCUAAAGCCCGGCACUGUAUUAAUCACUAUGUUAAUGGGAGUUUUCCCUGAAUAUGAACUGGAAGGUUAAGUCUCACAUUAGACUUUAGGUUCCUGUCUGGUGGUAUUGGUGGAAAUAACACCUCACCCAGGAGCAGGAGUGUCCUGUGCGUUAGUUCUCUAUGUUGUCUUACCCUGACAGUCAGUUCUGUCAAGAAGCUUCCUCUCUGCAAACCUUGUUCAUCUUAGGUUGUGGCAGAAGAGGGGGCAGCAUUCCCCAUAUCUGGUUACCAGGUUGCAGCUCAAAAGGAUGCAGCUUGUGCUAAGAAAUGCUGAUAUGCCUUCCUCCUUUUCCCUGUCACAUCUUCUGACUACCCCAGGGUGGGGGGGGGGCGGAAAUGCUGCCAACAAGUUGUGAAACUGAAGUCUGUUGCAUGAUAGGGUAGAUUGGGCUCUUUAACCCUGAUUGGCAGCCAGUCCAAGAGUGAAGCCCUGAUAGAUGGACAAAUGGAUGAUCUUUGCUCUGGCAGCUCCUGUAGCGAAGCCAAUUCCAAACAUACUGGCAGCUGCCUUUCCAGCAAGUGUCUGUAUAUGCACUGCCCAGGCUUUUGCACCCUGGAAAGGUGAUUCUGGUUUCACUUUGUUUUCAAGCAAGGAUUAUAUUCAGCAACCUGAUGUCUCACGUGGCAUAAUUCUAUUGUCUCAAGAGACAGAUACCUACUACUGUCUUAAAGAGCCAUAGAUAGCACUACUGUUGUCUUCUGUUGGAGUUCUGUUAAUUUAAAUUUAUAUACAUAGAGCCUCUCCUUUCACUUUAAAAACCAUUCCAGCUAAGGGGGUGUAAAUGAAUGCAACCGGUGAAAUCCUGAAUCAGAUGCUCAGCAGAGUAAGCGUGAGGGACCAUGCCCCGACUAAUUGUGUAAUAUUGGAGUAACAGUUCUGUACGUGAAAGUUAGCUGGGAUGUUUGGUUAGAAUUCUUUUGCACUGAACUUUUUUUAAUAAACUAUUGGAAUAGGAAAUGUGUGACUUUACCGUGCAGUUUGCAGCUUUGCAACACUUAAUGAAGGAAGGCAGUGAUAAAGACGUGACGCAAAAUAUGAUAAAGAAAUGAUGCAAAAUAUGGGAGUAUUUCUUACUGUGCAUCUGUUUCAGGUGAGAAAUCUGAAGAACUGUAAAUUUAAUGCACAAAAAUAGCAAUUGAACAUGUCAAUAAAAAAAUUGAAACAAG
Molecule: messenger RNA, 4559 nt
Organism: Gavialis gangeticus (Gharial)
Lineage: Eukaryota; Metazoa; Chordata; Crocodylia; Gavialidae
Gene: AHSA2
Product: activator of HSP90 ATPase homolog 2
Exons: 7
Coding region: 1815-2420 (201 amino acids)
Source: RefSeq, a predicted model, not a curated record